UAAAAAAACACAAAUAUAAUAGAAAUGACUCACUAAAAAGUCAUAACAAUUGAAAAAUCUAUUUUCUUGUAGGCAAGUGUUAUUUAUUAAGUAGAACUUUAGUAUAAAUAAGUAUGUUUGAUAGAGUAUCUUCCUUUGUCUACUUUUGACCUUCUCCCCUUUCACACUCUUCCUCGCGGCUUUCUUUUUCAACGUCCCGUUCCGUUCCGUUCCGUUCCGUUCUGUUCUGAGGGUUUAUACCGGUCAACUCAAAGCGACGGCGUAUGGAUUACAGCUAUCUCACGGCCGCCACCGCCUUCUCUGCCUUCUCCGACUCCGACAACAGCAGCAGCGUCCACUUUCCCAUUCACGCCGGGGCUUCGCUCGACUACGCCGCUCCCGCCGCGGAGGUCGAUGCCCUUCGCCGCCUCUCGGACAAUCUGGGAUCGGCCUUCCAGUCGCCUGACUUCGACUUCCUCGCCGACGCUCGCAUCGUCGUCGGACCCCGCAGCGACGGAGGCGGCGGCGCGCUACCCUGCGAGCUCCGGGUGCACCAGUGCGUGCUUUCCUCUCGAAGCCCCUUCUUUAAGGAGGAGUUAGCUCGGCGACGCAGGGAGCCGUCGGCGCCACACCUGGUGACAUUCGAGUUGAAGGAGCUGGUCAAGGAAGUGGAUGUCGGCUACGACGCCCUGGUGGUGGUGCUUGGGUACUUCUACAGUGGGAAGCUUUCGCCGCUUCCCAAGGAGGUCUGGAUGUGCGUCGACGAGGAGUGCCAGCACGAGGCUUGCCGGACAGCUGUUGAUUUCAUCAUGGAGAUGCUCUAUGCUUCCUUCGUCUUCCGAAUCUCUGAGCUCGUUAGCCUCUUUCAGAGACACCUCCUUGAUAUUCUCGAGAAGGUGGCAAUAGAUGAUAUACCAAUGGUUCUAGUUGUGGCAAAAUUAUGUGAGAACUUAUGUGUCAGUUUGGUCAACAAGUGCAUAGACAUCAUAAUAAAGUCAGAUUUGGAUAUUGUUACCCUUGAGAAGACAGUGCCUCCUGAUCUCGCAGAGCAAAUUAUGGAUUCACGCUUGAAAUUGGGAUUAGUAGAACCUGAAAGCAGUGGCUUCCCGGACAAGCAUGUGAGGAGAAUACAUAAAGCUCUUGAGAUUGACGAUCUUGAAUUAGUUAGAAUGCUAUUAGGAGAAGGGAACACCACUCUAGAUAAUGCAUGUGCAUUGCAUUAUGCAGUAGCAUUUUGCGAUCCAAAAAUUACAACUGAACUCUUAGAUCUUGCACUUGCAGACGUUAAUCAUAGAGACCAAAGAGGUUAUACUGUACUCCACAUUGCUGCAAUGCGCAAGGAACCUAAGAUAAUUGUGUCUCUUCUAACAAAGGGAGCUAGACCCUCUGAUCUUACAUCAGACGGAAGGAAAGCAAUUCAGAUUGCAAAACGACUUACCAAGUCUGUGGAGUAUCUCAGAUCAACUGAAGAAGGAGAAGCAUCUCCCAAGAGUCGCUUGUGUAUUGAGAUAUUAGAGCAAGCUGAAAGAAGAGACCCACAAUUGGGAGAAGCUUCAGUUUCUCUUGCAAUUGCUGGUGAUGAUUUGCGAGGAAAAUUAUUGUACCUUGAAAAUCGAGUUGCUCUGGCUAGACUAUUAUUCCCUAUGGAAGCAAGAGUUGCCAUGGAUAUUGCUCAAGUUGAUGGCACAUUGGAAUUCACCUUAGGGUUGGAUACCGAACAGUCUAAUGGGAAUCCAAUUACUACAAUGGAACUAGAUGAAGCACCAGUUGAAAUGAAAGACGAGCUCCUAAGACGUAUUAGAGCACUUUCCCGAACAGUGGAACUCGGGAAGCAAUUUUUCCCUCGGUGUUCUAAUGUCAUUAACAAGAUCAUGGAUGAUGAAGAUCAUACAGACCUCACUGCUGGUCUUGGGCGCAAUAGUUCAGAAGAAAAAAGGAGAAGAUUUCUGGAGUUGCAGGAUGUCUUGUUAAAGGCAUUCAGCGAGGAUAAGGAGGAAUUCAAUCGGUCAGCCUUGCCUUCCACAUCACCAUCAACAUCCUCAAUGGUUGUUCAUCCAACAAGGUAAAUGAUGAGGAGGUUUUCACCUGAAUUUUGUACCAUUUGAUGUGGGUCCUGUGUCAGUUUUCUCGCACUAUAUAUUUUGUUUAUGUAACUUAACCACGACAAACCAGUUGGUGAUGCUGUACAUGUAUUUUUAGCUGUAUAGUGUUGAGUAUGUAGCUACUAAUAGUUGAAUGGAAUGAUCGUUACAGCAGUUGGUGAUGUUGUA
Molecule: messenger RNA, 2249 nt
Organism: Zingiber officinale
Lineage: Eukaryota; Viridiplantae; Streptophyta; Magnoliopsida; Zingiberales; Zingiberaceae
Product: BTB/POZ domain and ankyrin repeat-containing protein NPR1-like
Exons: 4
Coding region: 264-2045 (593 amino acids)
Biological process (GO): regulation of jasmonic acid mediated signaling pathway; defense response to bacterium; defense response to fungus
Cellular component (GO): cytoplasm; nucleus
Molecular function (GO): protein binding
Source: RefSeq, a predicted model, not a curated record